CAUCUGUGCAAGGAACAACACAUAAUUAAAGGGUAGCUCUGAGCCUUGCGAGAUAAGAUGGUUCUUCAAGACGAAGAUAAGAAUUUGACAUCGGUGCUGAACUCUGCCAACAAUGAACUGCUCUAUAUCUGCGAUACGGCCUUUUUGACCGCCUUGAAGCCAGAUGCGUUGUCCACCGAUGUCCAUUCUGUGCUGCUUUUCACAACAGUUAUGCUACUGGUGUUUCUGCCCUUUACAAUAUUACUCAAUAUUCUUGUGAUUGUAGCGGUAAACUCCACGCAUGAGCUUCGAACCACGUCAAACAUUCUGCUGGCGUGUUUAGCGACGACAGAUCUCUUGAUAGCUUUGACUAUUCAGCCGUGUUUUAUUGCGAUGGAAGUGUAUUUCAUUCAAGGAAGAAGUGUUGCUGAGUUUUGCGUGCUGGAGAAAGUAUCGGGCAUCUUUUUUACCAUGUUUUGCAGCAUAUCUCUGUUUCAUAUUGUAUUAAUAAGCUUAGAAAGAUUUUUGGCGAUCAAACAUCCCUUUUUCUACGAGAAUUACUCCUCUAAUAAGAUUUCGAUAAUCUCUUCUGUGAUAGUGUGGAUACUAGCCGUUAUUCCAGCACUCAAGGAUUUAAUAGACUCUAAAAAUGAUUUUGUUUCUGUUGUAUUUGUUGAUGUUCUUUCAGUAUGUAGUAUUCUAGUAAUUAUCGUAUGCCAUGUUACCAUUUAUUUCGAGGCUAGACGCCAUCAGAAACAAAUCGCUUCUCAGCAAAUUUCACGGGAAGCAAGGGAAAAAUUCGAGAAGGAUAGAAAAUCCUUAAAGACAACGACAAUAAUUGUUUUAACUGUUUUCUUUUGUAACUUCGUUUCGAUAUCAGUUAAUUUUUUCCUAGACGCUGUGACUGAAUUCAACACUGCCUACAUACUUUUCUUUUUAGCUUUGACAUUAACUUUACUCAAUUCUUUGGUGAAUCCUUUGAUCUACGCGGCGAGGAACAAGCGAGUUCGACUGGCAUUUGUCCACCAUCUGUUACGACAACAAAUUCAACAAACAGAUCAAAUGGAAAUACGAGUAAAUUGUUGCAGAAGUACGACAGUCAGGCCACAAGAAGGCGAAACGUCAGAGUUACCAUAACAACGUGAUUAAUUAAACUCGCCCUUUAUUGAUCCGUCUGUCUAUAAUUAGGUGAUCAGAACUACGAUCUGAGCGGUAGUCAUCAUUUCAGCCAACAAAUUUUUUCACGAAUUUCCGCUUAAGGCUUUACUCUUAACCUAAAUACGAAUACGAUUAUUCAUCCCCAAAAUUUAAUUGGGUUUUAGAAAAUUAAUUAUACCUUGUAAAACAUGGCGCUCUUACUUAUAUUGCUAGUAAGGUUAUCAGUUAUUUCUCUGUAUUUCAUCGAGGUUUAGUUUUUCUUACAAGGCGAAUUCAGUAUGUAUA
Pocillopora verrucosa is the source of this 1422-nucleotide messenger RNA. RefSeq names its product trace amine-associated receptor 6-like. Gene Ontology annotation, biological process: G protein-coupled receptor signaling pathway. Lineage: Eukaryota; Metazoa; Cnidaria; Anthozoa; Scleractinia; Pocilloporidae. Gene Ontology annotation, molecular function: G protein-coupled receptor activity. Gene Ontology annotation, cellular component: membrane. The record is from RefSeq and is a predicted model, not a curated record.